UUAGUGACUAUAAUUGUGUGAAACUGAUUUGAGGCUUGGCAUAUAUAUAAAUAUUGUGGCGAAAUUGUCGAGAUAUAUGGAGAUAUUUAUUUAUGGUGAGUCACCCUAACAAUGUCGCCAAUAAACAGGGGAAGAACAUAUUUCACCAGACAUAAAACAAAAUAAAUGAGUUUCUAGUAUAAAAGGCUGUGUUCAAUUCAAAUAGAUAUUUUCGUAAAUUUCGACAGACACACGUUAGAAUGUUCCCACCAGUUGACAAACUUUUAAUAAAAAGUUUUAUGUGGAUCAAUUAAAUAAAUUUUCUCCUAACUUAAAUAUGAAUGGGCAGAUUGGUCUGAAUUGUUGCAUACUUUGUAAUGUAAACACGCCCGACUAAACUGCCUUAGUUAAAUGCAUAAAAAGAAAAAGAAAUAUUGUCGUCCAGUUAGAUUUAUUAAAAUACACUUUGGCCAUCGCCACUGAUCGGCAAUGUCUUUUUCUGUCCAUUUAAAUUAUCUUGAAAUCUAAUUUGUGUCCAAAAAACUGCAAAUAAUAAUUAUUAUUUCAUCAGCGUGGAAUUGUUAACAUAGAUAAGCUAAUAUUUAAUGAAUAAGUGAAUAGAAGACAUGUCUUUAAAUGUCAUUUAUAAUAUACACCUUCUUGUAUUAUCAGUACAUGACAUUUCUUCGUAUCAUUGUGAAUUUAUUUGGGACAGGUAAAUUUCACACCAAGUUGCAUGUUGAUUAACUAUCAAACUCCCUUUACACCGCUUGAAAUAUGUCAUAAAUGACUCAAUAUCUAUUUAUGGUAAGGGGAAAACCCAGUUUAAUAGCUCUUUGUAUCAAGUCGUUUAUUUGCAUAUUCAUUCAUGAAUUUAAACAUUGCACGCCUAGAGACUAUGUAAUCGAGUCUUGUAGAAAGCAGAAUACUAUUUCCAGUAUCAAUAUUAAUUCGUUCAUCUUCUGAUGUAAAAUAUCAUCUGUAGAAGCCGAUAUAAGUAAUUUAAAGUACAGUUAUUCAAGAUAUCUGGUAUGGUCAUAUCUUGAUAAAAUUAUCUCAAUUAACAGAUAUCAAAGAAAAUGGCUGGCGUCUCCAGUGUAUCAGUAGAAUACCCAGAGAGCUCACCCGAUGCUAAGAGGAGAAAGGUUAUAACUCGAAGAGAGAAAGGGAAGAUGUUACCUGAAGAUAACUUGAGGAUAAUAUCUAACUAUGUGUAUUUAACCGAGAAUCUGGCUCCUCUACAACCAUUAUUAGACAGUUUAUAUGAAAAACAAGUACUAAAUGAAGAUGACUUGGAAAAAAUCAGAAGAGCGGAAUCAAGGAGUACAAAAGCAAUGAUACGUCAAUUUCUAGAUAUUCUUCGGACUUGUGGUAUAAAUGCAUAUUCUAAAUUCAUUCAUUGUUUAAAUGAAUUUGGAUAUGGAGCAGUAGCUGAACAAUUAGCAUCGGAUAUUGAUAUGGAUGGUAUUGUUGAAAGGGAAGAGAAAGAAUCAGAGGAAGAUGACAAAUAUUUACAGUUACAGGAAAGACUUCAACAAAUAAAACAAGAAAAACAGAUAAGUGAAAAGGAGAACCAAAGGAUAAAAAUGACGUUGAACUCGUUAAGGUUAGCUGUAAAAACAAAAACCAAUAUCUUUGUUCGAUUCAAGUCAGAGAUGAGAACAAAAACGAAGCUAUUGGACCAACUAAAAGAGGAAAGGGACUCAAGAAAUGAAGACCUACAAAUGACGAAAGUGAGAAACAGUAUUUUGUGCGAUGAACUGGACCGAAUUUAUGAACAAAACGUUAUUAUAGACAGAAUUAAAGAAGAAAUUGAAGACGAUGAUAAUGGACAAGGAAUAAAUGAUUCCGGUUAUUCACCAGUUGAUAUUCAAGCAACAGAUGGGAAACUGCUUGUAAAACAAGAACCUCUAGAUGUAAAUGAGACAGAUGAUAUAGACUGUAGUCUACCACCAGAUGAUAAACCACUUGACGGCAUUACAACAGAUGAUGUUAAAUAUAGUCAGACAUCUAUACAAAACAAUAAUAUGGCCACCAUCACAUCAACAACUUCAUUAUUAAACCAACCAUUUGUUACACAAGAUGUAAUAACAACUAACUAUAAUAAAACAACCGACAACAAUAUAAUGGACGAGGAAUCAAUACGUAAAACUUGUCUACGUGGUACACUUGAUGAAGUCAACAAUUUAAUACAAAAAAAUAUAAAUGUAAAUAUUCCUGUCUAUGGACUACCACCAAUAUUUUAUUGUGUUCAAUCUAAAAUUAACCCAAUGGAGAAGGUAAAAUUACUCUACUCUGCUGGUGCCAUGUUAAAUGUCAAGGAUAAUAAUGGUCGUAGUAUAUUACACCAUGCUUGUUGGUAUAGUACAACAGACUCAGACUGUAUACAAUAUUUACUGGAACAAGGACUUGAUAAAGAUGGUAGGGAUGAUAAUAAUAAGACACCAGUAUUUUAUUGUAUUCUAUCUGACAAACAAAUAGUAGAGAAGUUAAAGUUACUCUACUCUGCGGGUGCCAUGUUAGAUGUUAAGAGUGAUUUUGGUAGUUUAUUAGAAUAUGCUCGUCUGUUCGGUAACACAGAAUGUGAAUCAUAUUUACGUGAAAUAGGCCUUGAUAAAUAGAAUAUAAAUAAUCAUACAACAUCUUUAUUUUACUAGUUAAUAAUUAUAUUAGAACUAAAUGAAAAUGUUUUGUUUUAUUUUGAUGUAAAUUUAAAGAUUUGUUAUAAACCAUUUUCUGUGAAUAUCAACAAAAUUCUGUACACAGACAGGCUACCUGUCAUUAAAACUAGUAACAUGCGAUUACAACGUCACAGGUCAAUAGGUCACGUUAAAUCUAUUUAUAAACAAAUUGAAAGUAGUAUUACCAGGUUGAAUAACAGGAAUAGAAAAUCAACUGAUGUGAUGUUUUGGUGGUCAUCAAAGUCAACUUUAACCCAAUAUUGUUUUAAAUAACAACACAAUGAAUUAUAUUAACCAAGAGAUAAGAUUGCAGAGGAAUCAGAAUAAUAUUUGAAAUGAUGUUUAAAGAAUAUAUUUACUAUAGAAGAGCUGCUACAUUCAUUAAAAGUUGUUUGUGAUUAUUUGAUACGUGAUUGUGUCAAGAAAUAUCCACUAGAAAACUGUCCACUGUUUUAGCGGAAGAUCCUGAGAAUCAACUGAAAGGUCGUAGUGAGUUUAUUGUGGUCAUCUGUUUCAUAAUGGUUGUUUAGAUACGUACAUGAAAACACCUCCAUUUAUAGGAGGUAAAAAUAUCCUUUCUGUGAUAAAUGAAUUUAUCAUGAAAAAUGGAAAGUGUCAGCUGAAGUAAUGGAGAAUUGAUGGGCACAUAAACAAGCUAAACAAAGAGAACUAGAAGAAUUUGUAGAUUUCUUAAAAGAUUGAAAUAAUUUAUAAUAUACCUCUACUUUUGUCGAUAAAAAUACCAAAUAUAUAUAUUCUACAAUCUAGGCUUCAAAUUUACAAUUUACUUACGAAAAUAUUUAUUUACAUUUUAUUCAAUGUCUCUAAUAUUUGAAAUAUUGUAAAAAUUGAAUCACUGACGGGCGUGCCAGACCCCCCAAAAAUUCUGUUGAGUUUUUACAAAGAUAUGAUGAAUGAAAAAUUGGGUCAAUAUUCGGAAUCUUCUACAGAUGAUAUAAAUGGGAUAUGAUCAAAAGUCAAGGCCACCUGUAAUCUUCGUUAAAAUCUUCUGAUUACUCUUUUUUCAAUCCGACUCAGGAGAUUAAUUAUGCUUUCUUCAAGAAGUAUUAUAUAAGAUUUAGAUAAAGAGCUAACAGUUCUAGUUAUAAUAAUAGUUCUUGUUGCUUGUGGUGAGCCUAUAUAAGAUUUAGAUAAAGAGCUAACAGUUCUAGCUAUAAUAAUAGUUCUUGUUGCUUGUGGUGAGCCUAUAUAAGAUUUAGAUAAAGAGCUAACAGUUCUAGCUAUAAUAAUAGUUCUUGUUGCUUGUGGUGAGUCUAUAUAAGAUUUAGAUAAAGAGCUAACAGUUCUAGCUAUAAUAAUAGUUCCUGUUGCUUGUGGUGAGUCUAUAUAAGAUUUAGAUAAAGAGCUAACAGUUCUAGCUAUAAUAAAAGUUCUUAUUGCUUGUGGUGAGCCUAUAGGAGGCAUGAUUCAAGCUCUCGUAUGUUUUAAAAACAUUUUUAUAAUUCUUUCACACGGCCAUCACAACCCUUUGUGUUGCUCCAGGGUAAAAGUUUCAGUGACCCCCUCCCCCCUCUUGCAUACUGUAACUGCUUUGUUCAAUGCCUAGGCUCACUUGACUUUUAUGAUUUAAAGACAUUUUAAAAUACAAUUUUUUAUAUUUUUAACACUUUAUCUAAAUAACUAUGUAUAAAAUCAACUUAUAUGUAAAAUUGUUAGAUUUAUUUUCCCUUCAACUCUCCAUUUGAUCGAAAAACUCUAAUAUAUAUCUUGGAAAAAUCAUAAUUCUACCCUCUCUAUUUGCUGAAAUAUGAACUGGUUUACACAGAUUUUGUGGAAGUCAAGGCUGCUGAAUUGCUACCUCACUUAGGUAAUUUGCCGCCCCCCACCCACCCCAAGACGUGUCGCAUCUGGGCAUAUGUUCUCGCAGCCCCUCCCUAUAUGAGGGUCCUGUUCUUACACCCAUCUCACAAAUUAUAAAUAUCUUCUUUGAGCGGCAUUUAGCAAUUGACAUACGUAAUACAAAAAAACAUA
Messenger RNA from Patella vulgata (common limpet), 4652 nucleotides. RefSeq lists its product as uncharacterized. Bases 1059 to 2600 code for a protein of 513 amino acids. The transcript is spliced from 9 exons. The record is from RefSeq and is a predicted model, not a curated record. Gene Ontology annotation, biological process: regulation of apoptotic process. NCBI's taxonomy places the organism in Eukaryota, Metazoa, Mollusca, Gastropoda, Patellidae. Gene Ontology annotation, molecular function: protein binding.